CACGAUCAUCAAUUACUCGCACGUUUCUGUCGGUUAAUUUAAUUAGUAUGCUGUUAAUCACCAAGUCGACCUACCUUUCCUUAGUUUCAAUAUUGUAAGUGUACUCGAUAGACGCGGCGUAGUGAGGUUAUUAUUGUUUAUGACUACAAAAUAAGGUUACAUUAACAAAUUAAGUUUGAACAGAAGUCUAUUAAAAUGACGGUGAGACCGCUCCCAGAUGUUUUACAGGAGAAAGCCAAAAAGGAAAUUAAUGAAAAUCCUCGCAGCGUAGAGUCUGAUAUAUCUGCCCUCAAGACAUGGCUUCAAAAACAGCCUCAUUUACUUAACAUAAAUCCAUCGGAUCAAUGGUUAUUGGCAUUUUUACGUGGUAGUAAAUUUAGUUUGGAAAGAUGUAAGGAAAAACUGGAUAUGUAUUAUACCCUAAGAUCUGUGGUACCUGAGUUUUUCUCCAACAGGGACCCGCUUGAUCCGAAACUACAGAAAAUAUUAAAGUUAGGAUCUUUCUUACCGUUAAGAGAAUGUAAGGAGACAGAUGGACCAAGAAUAUGCAUCUUACGUAUUGGGGUUUACGAUCCAUCGAAAUACAAUUUGUCAGACCUUUUAAAAGUUGCAUUCAUGAUCACUGAAAUAAUGAUGCUCGAAGAUGACAACUUCACUGUCUCUGGGGAGGAGGUAAUUGUUGAUAUCAAAAAUGUAGGAGUAAACGUGUUAAGCCAGUGGACGCCAGCGUUGGCCAAGAAAGUGAUCACUUGCUUUGAAAAGGCGCUUCCGGUGCGUCUGAAGAGUAAUCACAUUUUGAACACACCGACCGGCUUCGAAGCCGCGUAUUCUUUAUUCAAAGCCUUCUUGGGUGAAAAAUUAAAGAAAAGAAUUCGGGUACACAACCAGGACUAUGAGGCUUUAUAUAAAGAAAUACCUAAGAGAUUAUUGCCGAAGGAAUAUGGAGGAGAUGAAGGGGAGUUACAAGAGUUAACUGAUUAUUGGGUAAAGAAAGUCGAAAGUUACCGCGAUUGGUUUGUUAAUGAAGACAAAGCCCGAUCAGACGAAUCCAAGAGACCCGGCAAACCUAAAACUACAUCCACUUUAUUUGGGGUCGAAGGCUCAUUUCGACAACUGGAAGUCGAUUAGAUUGUACAAUGUAGCUAAAUUAUUAUUUAUAUUAAUUAAAUGUUUUAUUUAAUACAGUAAAAUGUUAGUCACAUCCUUUGAAAAUGUUUAUUUUAAACUCAAUUGUCUAUAAGUCAAACAAAGUACCUCAACAUAAACUCACCGCGGGUAGCUAGCUAGUUAUAAUAUUGUGAUAGGAGGCCAAAAGAUACUGCAUUAUCAUCAAUAUAUCGUCGGAUAUUAUAGCGCACAGGAUGCAGCAUACUUUUGUGUGCUUUGGUAGAGUCUUUCCCAUUAAAAAAGAGCAGGCUGCAUUUAUUUAAGAUGGUCCCGUAUUGCGACGAUGAUAAAUAAACUAAGAUAAC
Papilio machaon (common yellow swallowtail) is the source of this 1472-nucleotide messenger RNA. Its product is annotated as alpha-tocopherol transfer protein-like. Gene Ontology annotation, cellular component: membrane. The transcript has 7 exons. Bases 196 to 1128 code for a protein of 310 amino acids. Lineage: Eukaryota; Metazoa; Arthropoda; Insecta; Lepidoptera; Papilionidae. Gene Ontology annotation, molecular function: phosphatidylinositol bisphosphate binding. The record is from RefSeq and is a predicted model, not a curated record.